CACCCACACAUUAGGGUUUGGUAAUCACCAUUUCUGUUUUGAGAAAAUGAAACUAGGAUAUAAAUGUUGAUCAGCUGGGUCUCGGUGAAAAAUUAUUUUGUGAUUAUCUUUAAUAUAUUUUAUUGUUUUUCCUUUUUUUUUUUUUCACAGAAAGGAGAAUGCAGUACAUUUGACAAAGACACACAGUACCCAGAGGACAGAGAUAAUGAGUUCACCUGAUUUUUGGAACUCUCCACAAGUACAGUAUUGCUUUGCUUUUGUUAACAAUUCAUGCCCUAGAAAUGUGAGGUCUUUACCGAGUGUUUGUGCCAUGUAUAUUGCUAUGAUUGCUGCUAUAGUUAUGACCAUGUUGGGCAACAUGGUAGUGAUCAUCUCCAUUGCCCACUUCAGACAGCUCCACUCCCCGACCAACUUCCUCAUCCUCUCCAUGGCCACCACAGACUUCUUGCUGAGCUGUGUAGUCAUGCCCUUCAGUAUGGUCAGGUCCAUUGAGUCCUGCUGGUACUUCGGAGACCUCUUUUGCAAAGUUCACAGCUGCUGUGACAUCAUGCUCUGUACCACCUCCAUUUUCCACUUAUGUUUCAUCUCAGUGGACCGCUACUAUGCUGUUUGUGACCCUUUGCAUUAUGUCACCAAAAUUACCAUUCCUGUCAUAGAAGUCUUUUUAUUCAUUAGUUGGUCUAUUCCAAUCUUCUUUGCCUUUGGCCUGGUGUUCUCAGAAUUAAACUUAAUCGGUGCUGAAGAUUUUGUUGUAGCCAUUGACUGUGAGGGUUUGUGUGUGUUGAUAUUUAACAAGCUCUGGGGGGUGCUGGCCUCCUUUAUAGCUUUCUUUCUCCCUGGGACUGUAAUGGUGGGGAUUUACAUACACAUUUUCACAGUAGCCAGGAGGCAUGCUAAGCAAAUUGGGAUGGGCCCUACAACGAAACAGGUUGGGUCAGAAAGCAAAACAAAGUCUUCAUCGAAAAAAGAAAGUAAGGCCACCAAGACGUUAAGCAUAGUCAUGGGAGUGUUUGUGUUGUGCUGGAUGCCCUUUUUUGUCUUGACAAUCACAGACCCUUUCAUUAAUUUCACAACUCCUGAAGAUUUGUACAAUGCCUUCCUCUGGCUGGGUUACUUCAAUUCUACUUUCAAUCCCAUUAUCUAUGGCAUGUUUUAUCCUUGGUUUCGUAAGGCUUUGAGAAUGAUUUUCACAGGCAUCAUCUUCCAUCCUGACUCUUCUACACUAAGUCUGUUUCCUGCACAUGCCUAG
Erinaceus europaeus (western European hedgehog) is the source of this 1249-nucleotide messenger RNA. RefSeq names its product trace amine-associated receptor 4. Gene Ontology annotation, cellular component: membrane. The coding region runs from base 206 to 1249 and encodes 347 amino acids. Lineage: Eukaryota; Metazoa; Chordata; Mammalia; Eulipotyphla; Erinaceidae. Gene Ontology annotation, biological process: G protein-coupled receptor signaling pathway; chemosensory behavior; behavioral fear response. The transcript has a single exon. The record is from RefSeq and is a predicted model, not a curated record. Gene Ontology annotation, molecular function: 2-phenylethylamine receptor activity; trace-amine receptor activity.